AUGAGGGCGGCGCGGAUCCCACCCUCCCGAGGCCGCUCGCUCCUCGUGCUGGUGAUGGCGGUGCUCCUUGCUGACUCUCUUGACGAGGAUUCCCUUUUUCACCCUGAGUGGGGCUUUGACUCGUACGAAAUCACCAUCCCCAGGAAGCUGAGCUUCCGGGCAGGAGAGCCGGGUGUGGUCAGUCCCGUGUCCUACCUCCUGCACUUAAAAGGCAAGAAGCAUGUCCUCCACCUGUGGCCCAAGAGGUUUCUGUUGCCCCGGCAUCUGCGUGUUUUCUCCUUCACAGAACACGGGGAACUGCUGGAGGAUCACCCCUAUAUACCCAGGGACUGCAACUACAUGGGCUCACUGGAAGGGGCUCAGGACUCUGGCGCUACUGUGAGUACGUGCAUGGGGGGUCUGCGAGGCAUACUGAACAUUGAUGGCGAGCAUUACCAAAUGGAGCCCCUCAAGGCCUCUUCCAGUUUUGAGCAUGUCGUCUAUCUCCUGAAGAAAGAGCACUUUAGCAAUCAGACCUGUGGCUUAACUGAUGAUGAAAUAGAACGGCAGAUGGCCCAGCAUGAAAAUACGGCUAGGGUGAGGGACUAUUCUGGAUCCUACAUGCACCCAAAGUACAUUGAACUGGCUCUGAUCUUUGAUCACAGUACGUAUAUGUACAGGAAGUUCAAUCUUACUCGAGUCAUAAAUGAUGCCAUUCUUCUGACGGGGAUUAUGGACUCCUACUAUCAAGAUGUCCAGUUGAGGAUACAUCUAAAAGCUCUUGAGGUAUGGACAGAUCAUAACAGAAUUUUUGUUGGAUUUCCUACUUUAGCUGAAGUUUUAGGCAGAUUUGUACUGUAUAGAAGAAGUGUGUUCAAUGCUCGGCUUCCAGCAGAUUGGGCUCAUUUGUAUGUUCAGAGAAGAUACACGGAUGCUCUUGCAUGGUCCUUUGGAAGAGUGUGUUCUAUGGACCAUGUCGGAUCAGCAAGUAGUAUUUUAGAUGCAAAUAUCCUUGGACCUGCCACUUGGACUUCUCAUGAAUUGGGCCAUGCUUUGGGAAUGGCACAUGAUGAAGAAUAUUGCCAAUGUAAGGGUAGGAAGAAUUGCAUCAUGGGCACAGGACGUACUGGGUUUAGUAACUGUAGUUAUGCCGCUUAUUUUAGAUACACAUCUUUGUCAGCCAAAUGUUUAAAUAAUAUCCCAGGACUAGGUUAUGUGGUUAAGAGAUGUGGGAACAAAAUUGUGGAAGACGAUGAGCAAUGUGAUUGUGGCUCAAAAGAAGACUGUCUAAAAGACCGAUGUUGCCAACCAAAUUGUAGGUUGAGGCAAGGUGUCAACUGUAGCUUUGGACUUUGCUGUCAUCGCUGUCAAUUUCGCCCCUCUGGAUAUGUGUGUAGGCAGGAAGAAAAUGAAUGUGACCUUGCAGAGUACUGUAGUGGGAAUUCAAGUUACUGCCCAAAUGACUUGUAUAAGCAGGAUGGAACCCCUUGCAAGUACAAAGGCCUUUGUUUCCGAAAGGGGUGUCGAUCCAGAUUUAUGCAGUGCCAAAGCAUUUUUGGACCUCAUGCCAGGGAGGCUCCUAAUCUGUGCUAUGAUGCAGUUAAUUCAAUAGGUGAUCAAUAUGGCAACUGUAGGAUUAAUGGAAUUGGUGACUUUACACCGUGUACCGGGGAGAAUUCAGUGUGUGGCAGGCUACAGUGUAUAAAUGUCAAAACCAUUCCUGAUUUGCCAGACCAUACUACUAUAAUUUCUACUCACUUGCAUGCAGAAAAUGUCAUGUGUUGGGGCACAGGGUAUCAUGUAUCCAUGGAACCCUUGGGGAUACCUGACAUUGGUGUGAUAAAUGAUGGCACAUCCUGUGGCGAGAACCGGGUAUGUUUUAACGGAACUUGUGUCGAUAUCUCAGUCCUGAAGUUUGACUGUCUGUCUAAGAAGUGCAAUGGCCGAGGCGUUUGCAACAACAGAAAAAGCUGCCACUGCACGUAUGGCUGGGCCCCUCCGUUCUGUGAGGAGGUAGGGUUUGGAGGAAGCGUUGACAGUGGGCCUCCAGGACCACUGAAAGUGGAGGCGCCAGCAUCAGUUCAGAUUGUCUCCUUUAUGCUACUGCGCCUCAUUUUGUUAGUUGCCUCAGUGAUUUUUGUGUUUUUCAGGCAAAUGAUAGUAAAGUGGUUAAAUCUCAAUCAGAAAAAAACACCACCAGGUAACACUCAACGUGAACCAUCUAAAGCAAAGACUGGAGCUGAAAUGUCCAACGUGAACACUGGAGAGGAAGAACCUACAAAACCCCCUGAAGAUAAACAACCCAAAGCAAAGAGUGUCAAGAAACCGAAGAAGCACGCAGGCAACCCCCAGUCAACCAGUAACAUGUGA
Molecule: messenger RNA, 2349 nt
Organism: Galeopterus variegatus (Sunda flying lemur)
Lineage: Eukaryota; Metazoa; Chordata; Mammalia; Dermoptera; Cynocephalidae
Gene: ADAM30
Product: ADAM metallopeptidase domain 30
Exons: 1
Coding region: 1-2349 (782 amino acids)
Biological process (GO): male gonad development; proteolysis
Cellular component (GO): external side of plasma membrane; plasma membrane; sperm head plasma membrane
Molecular function (GO): metalloendopeptidase activity
Source: RefSeq, a predicted model, not a curated record